This is a messenger RNA of Stegostoma tigrinum, 1919 nucleotides long. RefSeq names its product transcription factor Jun-like. The record is from RefSeq and is a predicted model, not a curated record. Gene Ontology annotation, biological process: regulation of transcription by RNA polymerase II; regulation of cell population proliferation; regulation of cell cycle. Gene Ontology annotation, molecular function: transcription factor binding; RNA polymerase II cis-regulatory region sequence-specific DNA binding; DNA-binding transcription factor activity, RNA polymerase II-specific. Gene Ontology annotation, cellular component: transcription regulator complex. The transcript has 3 exons. The coding region runs from base 111 to 1064 and encodes 317 amino acids. NCBI's taxonomy places the organism in Eukaryota, Metazoa, Chordata, Chondrichthyes, Orectolobiformes, Stegostomatidae.
CGCGAGGAAGUGCGUCAACGGCCGAGGGCCGGCGCCACGUUCCCAUUGAGCGGAACCGAGGCGCCGCUGCGGUCUAGAGACUGUCUCCUUUUGGCCCGGGAGCUGUCCGGAUGGAAACGCCUUUUUACCAGGAUGAGGCAGUGAGCAUCGGCGGCCGGCUUCAGACCGUCCCCAUCAUGAUGUUAAUGAUGGAGAAGAAGAACGCUGCCGAACGGCGGCGGCAGCACCAACAACACCACCACCACCAACAACAACAACAGGCGGACAGCCCGACUGGAGGAGCAGGCGGCGGCAGCAACACGCUGCAGCAACAGUCACAGUCACCCGGGUUGGAGAAGGUGGAGGAGGAGAGCGGCGCCAGGCGGGAGCUAGAGGCCCCUGUCCAUCCCUUUGUGAAAGGACGAGAAUACCUGGAGGGAAGCAGGGCUCAAAUGGAAAACUCUCAUCCCUACUCACUACAGGAUUUACACAAGCAGAACCAGCAUCUAGUCUUGCCGGGAACUCCAUGCUCAGCUCAUAGCUCCACCUCAGUCUAUCAUGGUAAUCUGCAUCUAACCCAGACAAAAGGUGAUGUUCCUGUAUAUACUAACCUCAGCAACUAUAGUCCCAGCCUGCCUAACACAGGUCCUGAAAAUUACUCCACUGGCCAUGUUCCCUAUGCAGGCCCAACAACUGCACCGCACCACUUCUCAUCCUUGGCUCAGCUCAUGUGUCCAAAAUAUCAAGAGGAGCCCCAGACAGUGCCUGAAAUAGGUCCACUGAAUGAAUCUCCCCCACUUUCUCCAAUAGACCAAAGAGGGCAGCAGAUCAAAGCUGAAAAGAAGAGACUGAGAAAUCGCAUUGCAGCAUCUAAUUGUCGGAGGAGGAAGCUGGAGCGGAUUGCCAAACUGGAAGACAAAGUAAAGACUCUCAAGUCUGAAAACUUUGAAUUAACCUCAACCGCCUGUGUCCUGCGUGAACAAGUGGUGCACCUCAAACAUAAAGUGAUGAAUCAUGUCAAUAAUGGAUGUCAAGUGGUCCUUGCUUCCUCUAACCUCUUAAAACCAGAGGAAAGCUUUCAAUAAAUACGCUUUGAUUUUAAUCAAGUUAAGUUUAAUUUCUUUGAGUGCUAGUUUGGAUGCUUAUCUUGACUCACUUUUGUAUCUUCUAAGCUGCUGAACAUGAUCGAAGUUAAUCAACUAAAAGAUUAUGCGGAGCAAAUUCAUCUUGAAGAAUAGAGAGACAGUUGAGUCCGUUGUAUCUGAUGUAAUUUCAGAUGUUUGGUGAAAAGAUUCUUCUGUUAACAUUUUGCUUAUUCUUGGAAACUAUCUUAUUUAAAUACACUGUAAAUUUUUCUUUUUGAGCCACAAAUUAUACAUAUGUUGCAGGACACUAUCUCUUGCGAAAUAGCCUUUCAUCACUUCCACCCCUGCCCCUAACAUAAAUUGUUGAUGAGUGAAAUUGAAAAUUUGUACAAAAGGAAUGAUCUCUGAUUUACCAAUUGAAAAAGUUGUGAAUUAUUUCCACCCAAGAGUGAUUGAGUAUAAUUGAAGAUCAUAAUGUAAAAUUAUGGGUUUCUAAUUUAGAUUUUUAGAAUAGCUUUGUGUUAGAUUUUUUGUAAAAAUUGCAAAGGUACUUUCAAAUUAAGAUACUAUUAAAUACACUGGAACAAAUGUUUUUUGUGUAAAGUAACGGUACUAUCAGAAACAAGUUUAAUACAAGAUGAUUAUCAAAUGAUUGUCACACUUGAACAGGAGCUUGAUAUUGAGUAAAUUUAUCUGACAGUUGUUUUGCCAGUAUCAUGAGAUUUUGUUACUUUUGUACAGUUAUUGUAUGCAUCAGGAAUCUGAUUCACAUUACUGCUUAAAUGUCUAAAGGAAGGUGUUUCACUAUUGGAAUAAAGUCCUUGUGUCGCCUGCAAAUUCAGGUAAUCUGACCAA